UCAAAUCCAAGAGACACCAGCCUGAAGACCAUGGUCUCGAAGCUGAGUCAUCUUCAAGUGGAGCUGCUGGGAGCACUGCUGGAGUCGGGGCUAACCAAGGAGACCCUCAUCAAGGCGCUGAGCGAAGUGGAACCCUACAUGCUCCAGAGUGAAAGUCAGCGUGCUAUCAAUGCCCUCCAGACAGAGAAAGGGGAACCCUGUCCCGACAUCCCCAACGGAAUGGGGGAGUCCAGGUUAUCAGAAGAUGAAACCUCUGAUGAUGGGGAGGAAUUUACCCCUCCAAUAAUGAAGGAGCUGGAAAACUUGAGCCCUGAGGAGGCUGCUCACCAGAAGGCUGUGGUGGAAAGACUAUUACAAGAGGAUCCCUGGCGAGUAGCAAAAAUGGUGAAAUCCUACCUCCAGCAGCACAACAUCCCUCAGCGUGAGGUGGUGGACACUACUGGUCUGAACCAAUCUCACCUCUCACAACACCUCAAUAAGGGCACUCCCAUGAAGACCCAAAAAAGGGCAGCCCUCUACACCUGGUAUGUCCGCAAGCAGCGAGAGGUGGCCCAGCAAUUCACACAUGCUGGCCAGGGUAUCCUGACAGAGGAGCCCAUGGGAGAUGACCUGCCCACCAAGAAGGGAAGAAGAAACCGCUUUAAGUGGGGUCCUGCCUCACAACAGAUCCUGUUCCAAGCCUAUGAGAGACAGAAAAACCCCAGCAAAGAAGAGAGAGAGGCGCUGGUGGAAGAGUGCAACAGAGCAGAGUGUAUUCAGAGAGGCGUUUCCCCAUCUCAGGCCCAGGGACUGGGCUCGAACCUGGUGACAGAGGUCAGAGUUUAUAACUGGUUUGCCAAUCGCAGGAAGGAGGAGGCUUUCCGGCACAAGCUGGCCAUGGACACCUUCAGUGGACCACAGCCCACCUCUGCUCCUCCUCUAACUCCUCACAACUCUUCCUCCCUCCAGCCACCAUCUACUCUCUCACCCAGCAAAGUUCACGGAGUGAGGUACAACCAGCAGCCAGCCAGCGAGGCAGAGUCCUCCAGCAGCAACCACCAUGGGAACAGCUCCAUGGUGACCACCCAAACCAUCCUGCAUCAGGUUUCUCCCCCUGGACUGGAGCCCAGCCAGAACCUACUGAACACAGACACCAAGCUGGUCUCAGCUCCUGGAGGAACUCUCCCUCCUGUCAGCACCCUGACUGCCUUGCAUAGCCUAGAGCAAAAUCCACAUGCACUGAGCCAGCAAACUCAGAACCUUAUCAUGGCAUCACUGCCGGGUGUAAUGGCAAUUGGAGCUGGUGAGACCUCAUCCCUAGCACCAGCAUUCACCAACACAGGUGCCUCCACCCUGGUGAUAGGCCUGGCUUCAACCCAGCCCCAGAGCGUACCUGUAAUAAACAGCAUGGGGAGCAGCCUCACUACCCUGCAGCCCGUCCAGUUCUCCCAGCAACUGCACCCAUCCUACCAGCAGCCCCUCAUGCAGCAGGUCCAGAGCCACAUCAACCAGAGCCCCUUCAUGGCUACCAUGGCCCAGAUACAGAACCCUCAUGCUCUCUACGGCCCCAAGUCUGAAGUGGCCCAAUACACACAUACAGGCCUCUUACCACAAACCAUGGUGAUAACAGAUACAGCCAAUCUCAGCGCCCUGACUAACCUGACACCAACUAAACAGGCGUUCACAUCUGACUCGGAGACUCACACAGAAUCUGGGAUGCAUACACCAGUGUCACAGGCACCAACAAUACAUUUACAGAACCAAGACACAACCAUCCAGCACCUUCAGCCAGGCCCUCGCCUCACCUCAAGCCCUGCUGGUAAGAGCAGCAGCCACUAUUAUCUUAAACCACAUAUUGCCAUUUCUCUUGACAAUAUUAUUAUUAUUAAUAGCACUCUACCAGUGUCUUGGGAGGGGUUGAAAAGCUG
Messenger RNA from Pelecanus crispus (Dalmatian pelican), 1907 nucleotides. NCBI's taxonomy places the organism in Eukaryota, Metazoa, Chordata, Aves, Pelecaniformes, Pelecanidae. The record is from RefSeq and is a predicted model, not a curated record.